Syngnathus typhle (broad-nosed pipefish) is the source of this 2800-nucleotide messenger RNA. It is a transcript of the gene ip6k2b, whose product is annotated as inositol hexakisphosphate kinase 2b. Gene Ontology annotation, cellular component: cytoplasm; nucleus. The record is from RefSeq and is a predicted model, not a curated record. The transcript has 5 exons. Gene Ontology annotation, molecular function: inositol hexakisphosphate kinase activity. Gene Ontology annotation, biological process: phosphatidylinositol phosphate biosynthetic process; inositol phosphate biosynthetic process. NCBI's taxonomy places the organism in Eukaryota, Metazoa, Chordata, Actinopteri, Syngnathiformes, Syngnathidae. The coding region runs from base 386 to 1768 and encodes 460 amino acids.
CAGCGACAUUUGCUGGUACGUCAGUCGAGCCACAGCACCGCGACAGGAAACGUCCAUGUCAAGCCAUUACGUUUUUAUCAGCCUUUAGUGACGCACACGUAGCGUUUGAUGACACGAAAUUAGUCGCGGAAGCUAUAUAGUUCUACAGAAGAGCGCUAUACACUGUCCCAGGGCAGGUGACGCGUAGGGAAUAAAGGGUUUUCUUGCCUCCGUCCUUCCUGCCUAGGCUUUGUUUUUUUUUCCCCGCAGUCGCUCGAGUAGGUAAGCGGCAGCGCCCCCUGUGGGCCCCCUAGGAAACAAGUCCAGGAUAGGGAGCCAGGCGAGUGCCGGAGCCCCUUGCCUCGCUUGCGACGUGGGUCCACCACGCUCUGAUGUCCGAUGCGGAAUGAGGAUGAGUCCCGCUCUGGAAGCCCUCAUGCAGGCGGAUGGAACUCCCUAUUCGGGAAAGGGGGUGAUGCUUGAACCCUUCGUGCACCAGGUGGGGGGGCAUUCCUGCGUGCUGCGCUUCGAGGAGCAGACCAUCUGCAAGCCGCUCAUUCCCCGCGAGCAUCAGUUCUACAAGAGCCUCCCCGCCGAAAUGAGGAAGUUCACCCCGCAGUAUAAAGGUGUGGUGUCGGUCAGUUUCGAAGAGGACGAGGGUGGGAACCUGUGCCUCAUUGCGUACCCUCAUCAUAGCGAAACAGGCGACCUGGAAAACAAGAACCCCUCGACAGAUUGCGAGCCCAAGAGCAAGAUGUCGAAGCGGAGUAACAAAAAGCAGUCCCCUUUGCACGUAGAAAACGACAACUAUAGCAAAGAAAGAGCGCGACAGAGCCGGAAAGAAGAUAAGAUCAUAAGCUACCGUGACGACGUCCAGGCACAGCAGCAGGCAGAGGUCCUGUACUUAAGCCUAGAGAAGGGCAACAUGGUGCCUCAGAUCAAACACAAUCCCUGGAGUCUCAAAUGUCACCAGCAGCAUUUACAGAGGAUGAAGGACAACGCAAAGCACCGGAACCAAUACAAGUUCAUCCUUUUGGAGAACCUAACAUGGCGUUACACAGUCCCAUGUGUGUUGGACUUGAAGAUGGGGACCCGCCAGCAUGGCGAUGACGCUUCAGAGGAGAAGAAAGCCAAUCAGAUCCGCAAGUGUCAACAAAGCACAUCGGCCUCCAUAGGAGUGCGCCUCUGCGGCAUGCAGGUGUACCAAUCAGAUUCCGACCAGCUCAUGUUCAUGAAUAAGUACCACGGCCGAAAGCUGACCUUCGCAGGCUUUGAGGAGGCCCUCUACCAGUUUUUCCAUAAUGGACGUCGCCUGCGCCGCGAGCUGCUGUCCCCGGUGCUGCAACGACUCCGCGAGAUGCAAGCCGCUCUGGAGUCCUGCGAGUCGUACCGAUUCUACUCCAGCUCCUUGCUCAUCAUCUAUGACGGAGACCCUCCCAGAACGCCAUCUCGACCUCGACACCGCGGUGGCGAGGAGGGGGAUGAGGAUGAGUUGUCUGACGAGGAAGAGGAAGAAGGGGCCUUCGGGUUCCCUCGUUCCUCCUCGACGGGCUGCAGCGCCGGCGGCGCCACGGGGAGCGGCAACGGCAAUAGCGUCCGCUCCGCCCACAGCCCGGCGGACUCCAGCAGCGCCGCCGUGGACGUGCGCAUGAUCGACUUUGCUCACACAACUUGCCGCCACUAUGGAGAGGACAGCGUGGUGCACGAGGGCCAGGACAGCGGCUUCAUCUUUGGCCUCCAGAACCUGAUCACCAUCAUCUCCCAGCUGGAGGAUCACAGCACUGACUGAGGCUCGCAUCGGAGACCGCAUGUUCUGAAUUUCAAUCCUGGGGAAUGAGCCUGAUGUGCCGACGCCCCGCUACUCCGAGGCGCACCGCCGUGGUGGUGCGACCCUGCCCGCCCGCUUGGAGGGAACCUCGGACCCCCUCGGGAUUAGGAGGGAGAGUGCGCGGUGGGUCCCGCGCUUACCCUUACCCGCCAGAGGACGGGGCCGCCAGAGCCCCUCCUCACACUUUAUCCUCUUUGAGACUGUUCCUUUUCUUUAGCGUGUAGUAGAAGGACCGAGAUUGAGGUCUCACAACAGACUUGUAGCAUCCAAGGACACUCCACCUCCUCCUGCGGCACACACAGGUUCCUUUUAUUGAGCAUUCUCUCUGAGAGAGAAACGGCGUGCUAGAUGGUUGAAAUUUGAGUGUACUGUAGUUCAAAGAGGCUGACAUGGUGCUUUUACCUGUGGGUAUGGUUUAGUUGGUGUUUUUAGGGGAGUGCAGUUACAACUGGGAGUAUAGCACAUUCGUACUCUGGGGGAGAGACUUUUAAGGGCUGACCUUGGCUGGCUAGGUCAGCCGCCUUGUAGCAAUUUAAAGUGAAAGCUCCUCAUAAGGACAUUUUGCGUUUAUGUUGAUGUUUGGAAGAAAUGUACGUUUCAUGUCCAAUCGUAUAUUUUGAUGGACUCUUGAUACAGGAUGGACACGAUGGAGACAAAAGAAGGGGGUUUGCCUUUUUCCAACAGUCCUUUUAAAAAAAAAAAAAGAUUUUUUUUAUUCCCAAUUUGUUUUUUUCUUGGAAUUUCUCUUAUUCAUUCCUUAAAUGUGGACUUGAAGAGAAUUUAUUGAUUUGAACUGACUAGCCUACCAAGAGACUAUUUAUAAAAAAGCAUUGUUGAAAAUGGAAAAAAAAAAAAAAAUCACAUUCCAAAUAACCACUGUUGUAUGUUUUCUUGUUAUACUGAAUUUAUUUUGUUAUUGCGAGAGCCAAAAAGCUCGCUUGUACACCUGUGCAUUAGCAAUGUCUUGAAAAUAAAGACAUUCAUUUGUGGUAA